This is a messenger RNA of Menidia menidia (Atlantic silverside), 1673 nucleotides long. The record is from the annotation of a GenBank genome assembly. NCBI's taxonomy places the organism in Eukaryota, Metazoa, Chordata, Actinopteri, Atheriniformes, Atherinopsidae.
AGCUCAAAGAGGGAACACAGAUUUAAACCUCGUUCUUUUAAAGCCACAAACUGAACUGCUUUUACAUAUCCUGAUACAUGUUUUCCAAGUUUGAAGAUCAGAAUUUUCAUCUUUAAAGCCGAGGAUCCAAGACAGACAGGGAUCUAUCUCCAUGUAGUCAGGGAUUACAGACAAGGCUGAAAUUGAUCUUUGAAGAAUCCUUCAGCACCAGUGGCAUUAGAUAUUUAGCAGACACGUUUUCCUUUCAUGCUUUGCAUGAGAAAAGGCAGCUAUGUCUGUGUCCAAAACUGGAACGGCUGAUUCUAUGAGAUGAUAAGAUAUGAUGUACUGUAAAAAAAAAAGCGUGUGGUAUAUUUAAUCAGCAGAAAGGAGGUCCUUGAAGUUGAUGGCCUCAAUCAAGAAAUGGAGGACAUUGUCAGAACAGUUCUUGGCAACUUGAGCAACCUCCAGCCCUUUUCCACCAGUCACUACACAGUCUUUCCUUAUAAGAAACGCUGGGGAGUGUGUGGACACAGCACAAAUAAUCUGAAUCUGUACCCCUUUACUAUCAUCGUCUACGUGGAGAAAAACAUGCACAGAGGAAAGCAAACACAGGAGAACAUGUGCUCUGUUUCUUGUGAGCCUCAGAGAAAAUGCUGUCGGAGAGACUCACCACUAGAGGAGGCCAUCCUACAGGACUUAAUUAACGACAUGGAGGUACAGCACAAUGUGUCAGCCGCUAGUAAGGUGGACUCGGAUAAGCUGCAUGCAGACAGAGAGGUGGACGGUGAUCCUGCUGACACGCCUGAACGAGCAACAUGGGAACCAUCUGCUGGGAUGGCAGGACCCAAGGAGCGACCGGCUGUGGAUUGGGAAAUGCCUGAGACAGCACAGGACCCAGAGGAGCAGGAGGGGGCGACUGUGUGGCCGGGAAUCUUCCGGAGACUGGCCAGCAUCCUUCCAUUUUUAUUCAAAAGCCCUGAAAAUGAAUGUGGAAGAAAAGCUGCCGACAGGGGCAUGAGUCUGUAAAAUGUGUUUUCAUAUGUAUACUUUACCCAGUGUAUGUACAAUUUACAGAAACACUAUGAUCCAAGGAGGCCAACAGUGUUUAAGUAAGACUUGAAUAGAUUUUGUUCGAAUUUGGGUCAGGAUGUUGCUAUGGUGUGGUGUAUUUAGGAGUGUUUUUGUGUUUGAAAUGAUAAAAUAAUCCACAGAAAUUAGUUUAAAAUUGCAGAACAAACAUUUAUUGACACAAAGUUUCAUCACAGUGCAUAACGUUUCAUCUAACUGACAUUUGCAGCAUUCUUUGGUUUCAUCAGCAGAUAUUAUUUACAAAAUGUCUUUAAGUUCAGAUUUAUAAAUAUAAAUAAAUUUUGUACAUUCGUUGGUCUCCUGUCCUUGAUCAGUUGUUAUUGCAAUAAAUGGAGUGUCUUGAAUAUUUGACCAUUGUGUUCAUUAAAAAAAUGUCAACUUGUCAGUAAAGAAGUUAACCGAGUAUAUUAGUAUUUUAGCUUUUGUUGUAAUAUUUUGUCCUCAGCAUAUCAAAGUGAAAUUAAAUUUGCUUUUGUUGUGCAUUUAAACAUCUCAGUUGAGAUUAUUCAUGCGUAGCUGCUUCUAAAGUGUUUUAACAAAGCAAAACUGUGCAAAUAUGUAUUUGUGUUGAACAGAAUGAAAUCUACAGCAUCUCUAUAAGA